UUCCGAUGGGACGUCCUUGAUGAAGUGUGCAUGAAGCCGGGUCAUGUCCACCAUGGUGUAUCCUCGUGAAGAAACUCUGGAGCGACUCAGCCAGGAUGAGAUCGUCCUCAACACCAAGGCCGUCAUGCAGGGCCUGGAGACGCUCCGCGGCGAGCAUGCCCAGCUCCUCAGCUCGCUGCUGGACUGCUCGCCGCUGCCCGCCACCCAGGAGAAGUCCGGUCUGCUCCGCAAGAGCCUGGAGGCCAUUGAGCUGGGCCUGGGAGAGGCACAGGUGAUCAUUGCGCUGUCGAGUCACCUGAGCGCGGUGGAGUCAGAGAAGCAGAAGCUGCGGGCUCAGGUGCGUCGGCUGUGUCAGGAGAACCAGUGGCUGCGGGACGAGCUAGCCAGCACCCAGAACAAACUGCAGCGCAGUGAGCAGAGUGUGGCACAGCUGGAGGAGGAGAAGAAACACCUGGAGUUCAUGAACCAGAUCAAGAAAUUCGACGACGACGUCUCGCCCUCGGAGGAGAAGGGCCAGGGUGGUGGGAGCGGAGGCAGCGGGGAGACCUCCAAGGACAGUCUGGACGACCUGUUCCCGAACGACGAUGACCAUGGACCAGCUCAGCCCAGUGGAGAGGUGGCGGCCCAGCAAGGCGGCUAUGAGAUCCCGGCUCGCCUGCGGACACUCCACAACCUGGUCAUCCAGUAUGCCUCGCAGGGCCGCUACGAGGUGGCCGUGCCGCUGUGCAAGCAGGCGCUGGAGGACCUGGAGAAGACCUCCGGACACGACCAUCCUGAUGUCGCGACCAUGCUCAAUAUUCUGGCACUAGUCUACCGGGACCAGAACAAGUACAAAGAGGCGGCCCACCUCCUGAACGACGCACUGGCCAUCAGAGAGAAGACCCUGGGGAAGGACCACCCGGCCGUGGCUGCCACACUCAACAACCUGGCCGUUCUCUACGGCAAGAGGGGCAAGUAUAAGGAAGCCGAGCCCCUCUGUAAGAGGGCCCUGGAGAUCCGAGAGAAGGUACUGGGGAAGUUUCACCCCGAUGUGGCCAAGCAGCUCAACAACCUGGCCCUGCUGUGUCAGAACCAGGGCAAGUACGAGGAGGUGGAGUACUACUACAGUCAGGCCCUGGUGAUCUACGAGUCCAAACUGGGAGCAGACGACCCCAACGUGGCCAAGACUAAGAACAACUUGGCUACAUGCUAUCUGAAGCAGGGGAAGUUCAAAGACGCUGAGGCUCUGUACAAAGAGAUCCUGACCAGGGCACAUGAGAAGGAUUUUGGAUCCGUCAACAAUGACAACAAGCCAAUCUGGAUGCAUGCAGAGGAAAGGGAGGAGAGCAAGGGUAAGCGUAAGGAUCUCCCAUAUGUAGAGUAUGGAAGUUGGUACAAGGCCUGCAAGGUGGACAGCCCCACGGUCAACACGACUCUGAAAAGCCUGGGCGCGCUGUACCGUCGCCAGGGCAAAAUGGAGGCUGCAGAAACCCUGGAGGAGUGCGCCACCAAAACACGCAAACAGGGUAUUGAUGCCAUUAACCAAAGUAAGGUGGUUGAGCUCCUGAAGGAUGGGGGGGCUGGAGGGGCCAACAGACGGCAGAGCAGGGAAGGCAUUGGGGGGUCCGGGGGCCAGCGGGGGGACUGUGAGGGUGACGACUCAACAGAAUGGAAUGGGGACGGUAACGGGUCUCUGCGGCAGAGCGAUUCCUUAGGUAAGCUCCGCGAUGUGCUGAGAAGAAGCAGUGAGAUGCUGGUGAAGAAACUACAGGGGAGCGGCCCGCAAGAGCCCCGCAACCCUGGAAUGAAGAGAGCCAGCUCGCUCAACUUCCUCAACAAGGGUUCAGAGGAAACCACACAGGACGCCAACUCAGGCCUGUCAGACUGCAGAGGACUGAGUGCCAGCAACGUGGACCUAUCGAGACGCAGCUCCCUGAUUGGCUGAACACUGACAGGAUGUGGGACGAGAGAGGAAGACGUGGCCCAGUGAGGAGAGGCUGUUUGCAGUUC
This is a messenger RNA of Lampris incognitus (smalleye Pacific opah), 1989 nucleotides long. It is a transcript of the gene klc2, whose product is annotated as kinesin light chain 2. Gene Ontology annotation, cellular component: cytoplasm; kinesin complex; membrane-bounded organelle. Lineage: Eukaryota; Metazoa; Chordata; Actinopteri; Lampriformes; Lampridae. The record is from RefSeq and is a predicted model, not a curated record. The transcript has 14 exons. Bases 44 to 1924 code for a protein of 626 amino acids. Gene Ontology annotation, biological process: microtubule-based movement. Gene Ontology annotation, molecular function: kinesin binding.